Molecule: messenger RNA, 2304 nt
Organism: Dendronephthya gigantea
Lineage: Eukaryota; Metazoa; Cnidaria; Anthozoa; Malacalcyonacea; Nephtheidae
Product: transient-receptor-potential-like protein
Exons: 8
Coding region: 144-1898 (584 amino acids)
Biological process (GO): calcium ion transmembrane transport; regulation of cytosolic calcium ion concentration; manganese ion transport
Cellular component (GO): membrane; cation channel complex
Molecular function (GO): store-operated calcium channel activity; inositol 1,4,5 trisphosphate binding
Source: RefSeq, a predicted model, not a curated record
UAUUUCAUAUGACGUCAAGGGAUACCAAUUUUGACAUAAUAAGUGUAAAAGACAGUAAUAAAAGUUUUGGAGAGCUCCCAAUGUACAUUUUAGUGACAUACUCUGCCAUAACGGGUUGAUAACUUUCAUCGUAACACUACAAAAUGCUUUGCGUCAAUCGCGCAAAUGACAAAGAUCGAGUUUCUGAUUGCUUACUUCAUGAUAUUAAUUGCGAAAAAGAAUGUUGCGAGAACAUACCGAGAAUCGAUCGUUGCGUGGCCUUGCUAGAAAAAUGCGAAGAACUGACAAGCGCCAAGCAAAUGGCCGAAAAGGACGAGCCUUUAUACGAAGCUUUCAAGUUGACAAACGAUAUCAGAAAGUUGAGAAACAAAAACAAGGAGAUAAAUGCUGAAUUGAAAGAAUGUUCCAAAAAGGCAAAGACGUUCACUGUUGACUUAUUGGAUAUAUGCAAGAGCGAUGAUGAAGUUGGGGCUCUUUUCGGCUAUGACCGCGUUAAUACAACCCAUGCUCACAGAGAGAAAGUUAAAGUCCUGAGGAAAGCGAUAGAAGCAGGACAUAAAGGGUUUGUUGCACAUCGUCACACUCAACAGCUGUUAUACAAGAUAGUCUACGCAGAUUUUCCAGCAAAAUCAUUUCUGUUUGGACUACCUGGUUACUUUUUGUAUUCCCUAACCUUCCCGUUGUUCGCAUUCGCGUUUCUCUUUUUUCCUAAGUGCCGCAUAUCGCAUUACAUGAAGUCGCCUUUUGGCUAUUUCCUCAGUCAUGUUUCUCAAUUUUGUGUUUUUGUCGCCUUACUGGUUCACUCGUCGUUACGAGACAGCCACGAGCCAAGUGAAACUGAAAUUUUGAUUUACGCUUUUGUUCUGACAAUGUGUUUACAAGAAGGUCUUAAAAUGCUGCAAAGCAAGGAAGACUGCCGCUCCUAUUUCAAGAAAUGGUGGAACUGGGUCCUCAUAGUAAUGUUGUGCGGCUUCCUUAUCUCCGGAUUGUUCUGGUUAAUUGGUUCAUCAGCAAUUGGGGGAUGGGCAGCAAGAAAUCUCAAGUCAUCCAUGAAUAUUGCAGGCCAUAAUAUUCUACUAACUGCCAACGGCAUUUUCUCAAUCUCCGCAGUAAUAAGCAUUGUUUAUUUGGGUAGCUUGGCUCAAGUGAACGCCGUUUUUGGACCGUUACAGCUUUCAACAUUACGUAUGGCGAAAGACAUUUUAAAAUUUCUGACGAUUUUCUUGGGAAUUUUUUUUGCGUUUACACUCGGUGUGCGAAAUCUUUACUCGUAUAAUCACAGUUUGGAAGAUGCGUACCUUGACAACAACAGUACGGCAUACCGAGAAGAAGCCGUGCUUGGAAGGUUCGGGAAUGCUUGGCGUGUGAUGUUUUGGGCAUUGUUUGACCAAACCAAUAUUGAAAAAUUCGACUCGACUCAUCCAAAGUUUGAAAUCACAAGUGAAGUUGGUAAGGUUUUGUUCGCGAUAUACCUCAUCAUUGCGGUUCUUGUUGGGAUCAAUAUGCUCAUCGCGAUGAUGAACAACUCAUUCGAAUACGUUGCGAAUGAUAAAGAUGAUAUGAAAUGGAAGAUGAGUAGAGCGGCUAUGUGGUUAGAAUUCACAUACAAGGAAGAUGAUAGCGAGUAUUGGCUACCUCCACCGUACAAUAUUCUCCAGCUUCCAUUUAUCAUUUUCAAAAAAUACUGUAGGAAUAAUGAGGAACAAAAGCAGAUACCAGAAAGAAUAGAACUGAAUCAGAACUUUGAAAGCCGUAAAGACAGACUGAAGAAAAUUAUUAACCGUUACCUUGCAAAGAAUACGCUUGAGCUUAAUGAAAAGGAAGAACGGGACCGCUUUGAAGAAUAUCUAAAACUAAAGAGGGAACAACAAACAAUUUUAUACGAGUCUAAUGUCUGAGAAACUCGCCCCUAUGUGGGUGAAACAAACUAGAUGUUUCGUCAGCGACUCAGCGCUGCAUUUAGUUCUGGAACAGAUAGUAUAGUGCGAAGAUAGUAUAAAAAUAUGUACAAAGCCUGCUAUUGCAUGUGUAUAUCCUAAUUUUCUUUAGUGAGUAGACGACUAAAGCAUAACUUUCGUCUGUGCAAAAAUUAAAAAAAUUAACUAAAUGUUUUAUAAUGAUAAUUGGUCUAAAACGAAAUCUCUCCUUGCUUUUUUAUAAACAACUAUUGGAUGAGGUUUUUGUGAUAUGCAGAGUUAUCAAGCCGAAGGCAUAUCAUUCUGCAUAUCACAAAAACCGAAUUCAAUAAUACAGUUUCUUUUAAAGAGCAACCCAUUGUGUUUUUGAUAAAUGCUUCCUGAUGAU